AUGCCGGACCCACACGAAUCGCCGAACGGGCAUUUCAACACCGGCCAGGACACCGACGCCACAACCGUCGCCAGCCGUAUCGGUCCUUCCCUCAGUGUCCUACCAACUGCAACUGCGGCAGCUUUCCUGGUGGCUGCGGGGCUGCGCAAGGAGAAGCCCCGUGGACGCCGUGCACGAGUGGUUCGUCAGUUGGGACCGAGGGCGGCAACAGAGCUGCUCGAGGCUCGACCAAAGACGGAGCCUGAGGCCCACCGAGACGAAGGCCUGCGCACUGCGAAGCCGUGGGAGCUGCUGUCGGGCAUUGCCAAGGAUGCAGCCCGCACCUGGUUCGUGCAGCGCGCAGAGGAUCGUGGCAUUCCAUGGAGGUUCAGCGUUGAGCGCAUGCAGGCCCAGCAAGAGCAACUGGAGGCAACGUACCAGCAGAUCUGCAAUGAGUCUAUCGAGUAUCCGGACUAUUACCAGAAGGCUUUCCACGGCUACGACGGAGGCAACCUCAACUGGGCUGCCGCGCAUGAGCUGGAAGCUGCCACCAAGUCCAUGUGCUUGGGCUAUUACGAUGGAUUAAGCUGGCAAGAGGCUCAAGAAAUCUUCCGUGGCUCUGCACGGCGGUCCAUCGCGGAGUACUGGCAGCUAGGAGAGCGCGGCGAUGAGUCACCGCAGGCGUUGCUGGACGUGGGAUGCUCGGGCGGUUUCUCGACGAAGGAGAUGGCGAUGGCGUUCCCCACUGCGUCUGCGGUGGGGCUCGAUUUGAGCCCCUACUUCUUGUCUGUUGCGAAGCAGAGUUAUCCGGAACUGGGCUUCGUGCACGCCAAUGCUGAAUGCACAGGCUUGCCGGAUGCUUCAUAUGACGUGGUGACGCUGAAUUUCUUACUGCACGAGCUGCCCUUGGAAGCGAGCAGGAACGUCCUGAAGGAAGCCUAUCGACUGUUGAAGCCCGGAGGGGUCCUCGCCGUCUUGGACGUGGAUGCCAAACGCCUGCAAGCGCUCCCUGCUUUUCGGCGCUGGGCGUUUCAAGUCACGGAGCCUUGGUGCAAAGAUGGCGAAUACUUUUCCUUGGACCUUUCCGCCGAACUUAACGCGUUUGGCUUCCUGGACGUCCGUGGCGGAGACAACGAUCCAGUCAAUGCCCUCACACUGGCACGCAAGUCGAUCUGA
Symbiodinium sp. CCMP2592 is the source of this 1155-nucleotide messenger RNA. The record is from the annotation of a GenBank genome assembly. NCBI's taxonomy places the organism in Eukaryota, Dinophyceae, Suessiales, Symbiodiniaceae.